AUGCAAAAGGAGGCUGAAGAGAAAGGAGAACAGCUCGAUCCUAAAAUUUACCGGGGCGCCACAGGCUAUCACCAAUAUAUAAAGAAGACAGAAGCCCAGCUCUCGAACAACAAGUUCACCGGAACGCAAGGCCCUAUCCGGGCUACGAGCCAUAUUGCAAUCAGCAAUCGAUUCGACUACCAGCCUGAUGUCUGUAAGGAUUACAAAGAGACUGGAUAUUGUGCGUUUGGAGAUUCCUGCAUUUUCCUACAUGAUCGAGGCGACUAUAAAAGUGGCUGGGAGAUUGAACGCGACUGGAAUAAAGAGCAGGAAGAAAAACGCAAACGACGAGAACGAGGGGAAGCUUCCGAAGAUGAAGACAACAAGUACGUAAUUGAGAGUAGCGACGAGGAGGAACUGCCAUUUGCUUGCUUUAUCUGCAGAGAACCGUUUACGAAUCCGGUGGUUACGAACUGUGGACACUAUUUCUGUGAGAAGUGCGCGUUGGAGCAGUAUCGGAAAACGUCAAAGUGCUUCGUUUGCGGAAAGGAUACCAAUGGCUGUUUUAAUCGAGCUACCGAAAUCAUCAAUCGCAUUGAGAAGAUGAGAAACGACGAAUCGCCCAAGUCAGAAGAGUCGGAUUCGAAUUCGGAAGGGGGAAAUGGCACGGAUUAA
Messenger RNA from Blastocystis hominis, 654 nucleotides. RefSeq lists its product as hypothetical. Gene Ontology annotation, biological process: snoRNA splicing. The transcript has 4 exons. Bases 1 to 654 code for a protein of 217 amino acids. The record is from RefSeq and is a predicted model, not a curated record. Gene Ontology annotation, cellular component: U2-type spliceosomal complex. Gene Ontology annotation, molecular function: metal ion binding. Lineage: Eukaryota; Bigyra; Opalinata; Blastocystidae.